Messenger RNA from Drosophila suzukii, 2104 nucleotides. The record is from RefSeq and is a predicted model, not a curated record. NCBI's taxonomy places the organism in Eukaryota, Metazoa, Arthropoda, Insecta, Diptera, Drosophilidae.
GCAACUCUGGACAACAAAUAUUUUAAAUUGUUUACUAAGAAGUACUUUCAUCAGUCUUCCUGAGCAGAAAAUCGAACAACGAUGCGAAGUUCAAUUAAAGAUCUAGCAUUCAAAAGGUUGUGCGCAAAACCGUAAUUGCAGUGCUGGAAAGCACUAACUUUGGUGGUAUUAAAAUUGGAAUUAAAUACUGAAAAAUGGAUAUACUGCCGAGCCCCAGCUAAAAUUUCCUAAAAAAAAUGCCGAUAUGUGAUCAUACAAUGUUUUAUAUUUGUUUACUUUACAAAAACAAAAGAAAUCAAAAUGUAUAAAUAAGUAUGAGCUCCAAACGUAAACUUACGUUUCCCUCGGAGGUCGACGAUCACCAGAACAACCCGGAUAGUGAAGCUCCAAGGAUUAAACAGCUCCCUACACCAAACGACCUUAACGCACCAAGAGCCGAUAAAAGGAGUGUUUUGGUCAAAGCCGCAGUCCUUCGUCCCAGAAGUACUUUGUCCAGGUUUGAUUCAUCCUGGCUGGCACUCCAAAAAACUGAAAUUACCAGAAGUCAACCGGAUGCUCCCGGAAACACGAGUGUCUUAUCUUGUUCCCAACUUCUUAACACCAGUUGGCCGGGAACGAAGCGACGAGCCAAAGCCUUGCCCCUUGUGGUCCAGAAAUCCUCAACGACUCCUACCGUGGUCACAAAUAUGGAGCUCAAAGUAACCCCUUCAUCCCAUACUCCUGGGAAAACGGCCAAAGACCUUAACUCACCAAUUGUCAAUGGAAGAAACCUUUUGGUGGAGUGCGCGUCCUCCCACCGCAGAAACAAUCCGAAGGUAUUUGAUUUAACCUGGCAGGCGAUGAAAAAGACCGCAACUAACAGCAGUCAACAAGAUUCUAAGGAAAACACCAGUUUGUCAACAUGUUCCCAGCACCUGAACGCCAGUUGGUCGGAAUUCUCUCCAGUUAUCAAACUUGUGCCGGAGGAAAGUCCCAAGCAGUACUUACCAAUUUCACCGAAAGUAAAUUUAAAGCUAAAUCAACGCUUUUUAAGAGGAGGCUAUGCCGACGAUUUUCGGCGAUUCCUGAAAAAUGUACGCAUGGAUCAGCGUCAUAUAAAAGAUAGAGUAGCCACCCACACAAUUAAAGUUUUGGCUAUAUCAGAGGAAUGUGGCCUUUCCAUGGCUUUAGUCGCACCGGAAAAGGGUGGAUGCAACUUUAAUAUUCUUCUUCAAAAGAAGCAGUCGGGGCUAAUAAAAGUUGGCUCUAGACUACAAUUCCACCUGGAACCAAACACAAAGCCCAUCCGGCUACAAAGCCAACAAUUGGUAUAUUGCCGCCCUCACAAUUUAAAUGUACUAGAAAGAUAAUUCUAAUAAGAUAAUGAUUAGUACUGUUUUGUGUAAAUAGGAAACUGAAGUAAAGCAAUAACGAAAUUGUAUAAGUAACAUGUAUUAAUACUAGCGACAUAAUUAAAAAACGUCAUGGCCACCGACCCAGCGCAACCCCACCACAGAAUAUCCCAUCGAGAGUAAAAGUAAUUCGCAAACAACAGAGCACGAUCAAUUUAGAUUCUCUCGAUUCUCACCGAUUUCCCAUGACGAAAAACUGCGAUAAUUUUAAAAUAAGCACACAUAUCUAGUUGUAUUUUGUAAAUAGAUUAAAAGCCCCCCACUCGUAUGAUACAUUGGUCUCCGUUCCUCUUCGAACUGUUUUGAAAACUUUUCUCGGAGAUCAGUUUGCCCCAGAACGUCGAGCGAAGCACAAACACUCUUCGCCUUCAAAGUUCUGAAAUAUAACGAAACAUAAUCAGAAAAUAUAAGCCAAAAACAGGUGGGUGCAGAUAUUAUUGGAGAACCGAAGAGUUAAAUGGUUUAAGUUUUAAAGAGGUUUAAAUAAAUGUAAACUAAUUUAUUAUGGUGCCGAAAAAUAAGUCAAUAGUGUUAGGUUUGAAUUAUAUAAUUCAUGUUACCACAAUCGCCUGAGAAUGUCAACAAAAGUGAUGCAUCCUCUGAGUAAUUGGACUUUUCCCAAAAGUUUCCAAAUGUCGGAGAAGCCAAAAAUGUCAUUUAAGGGUCACGCCCACUAAGUAUGAAAUACCUGGUCAUUGUCACACUUAGGAACU